Molecule: messenger RNA, 831 nt
Organism: Paramecium octaurelia
Lineage: Eukaryota; Ciliophora; Oligohymenophorea; Peniculida; Parameciidae
Source: the annotation of a GenBank genome assembly
AUGUUAACAAAAAGUAUUAGAUUAUUCAGACAAUUUAGAUUUUGUUCAGCUAUUGAAGAAAUUACAAAAAAAUAAGCUGAAUGGUUAGCCAUAGCAAAAUAAAAAACAUAAUCGUAAUUAAAGCAUUAAUGUCAAGACAAUAAGAAUAUUUAGAAUAAGCAUUAUCAUAAGACCAAAAAUAAAGAGUGAAGACUAUAGCAGAUGCUUGUUGUGAGCUGGAUCUCUUUGAAUUGUAAUGUUUGAUGAGCUUGUUGAAUGAAAAUCAUUACAAGGCUCAAGGAAUAGGUCUUUUUUAGCUCGAUUCAAAUUGGCCUGUAAUCAAACAAAAUGAAGUACCAACUUGGCCUCCAAAAGAGAAAGAGUAAAUCGAAGCUUAUAUGAAAGAACUAUUUGGAGAGAAUGUCGUAAGAUUCCUAUCAAAUUUCAUAGCCUGAUUUCAAAGCCAUUUUUGGAGGUGUUGGAUCAGUUGGUAGUCAAGCUUCAGCUCAAAGUGCUGCUUCAAGUGAAGCUCCUAAGCAGGAAGAAAAGAAAGCAGAUGCUGCACCUAAAGUUGAAGCUGAAGUAAUUAUAUAAGUAAAUAAAGAAAAAAAAUUACGAUGUAGAAUUAAGUGCAAUUGACGCAGCACAGAAAAUUAAGAUCAUCAAAGAAGUUAGGUACUCAAUGAGAAUCAUUAUAGAUAAUUACUCAAUCUUGGUUUGAAGGAAGCCAAAGACUUGGUUGAGAAAUUGCCAGCCAGUUUAGGUAAGCAAUUGCCAAAGGAGAAAGCCAAUGAAUUAAAAGAAAAGUUAACAGCUGCUGGAUGUACAAUAAGUUUAAAGUGAUAACCAUGG